AUCUUUUGGGCUUUUUGCAGCGGUUGUCUUCAUUCUUUAGUCAGUUUAGUAUGGAAAGUAGACAACAAUGGCUUACCAGGCUGAAAAAUGAACUUAGCAACAGUCCGCUGGUAUCAAAUGUGGCUUUUGGGUUCAUCCUCAUGGGACUAGAGAAGCUCGUGGAGCUGGAGUUUGAGUGUCCUUGCAACCCUACGUGGAAUGGAGCGUUUUCAUCAGCAUUCUUCAUCAUUCCUGCUGUCAUGGCCUUCACCUUGAUGCAGAUCAUCCAGGGAUGCAGGUGCAACGUGUGGUGCAGGAAAAUGGUUUCCCUCUCUAGUUUCGUUCCUGCUGUCGUUUGGCUGAUCUUGUUGUUCCUGGACGGCCAGUACUUUGCCUGUGCUAUGACAGACUGGGAUGGAAGAUUUGUCCUUGUUGACAAGGCAGCUCCGCAGAAGUGGUGUGAGCCAGUUACAGAGGGAGACGUCACCCCACAAGAAUUAAUGCUCCGCUCACAGCGGUUGUUUGUGUUUUCUCAGGUAAUAGGAAUAAUCCUCCUGAUUUUCAUCUGUGUGGGUCUGGUAGUGUAUGUAAUCAGAGAAAGCUCCCAACAGGAGGUGGAGAUGCAAGAUGCAGAUGUGGCUGAGCUCACCGUGCUCAGGAUGAGCUCUCUACGAACCAGAACAUCAUGAGUGGACCUACCCUGUCCUACACAGACACUUUGUAAAUACCACAAAAAGACUUGACAGGAGUUUUUUUUUUAAUCGCCCCCCAGGAUAUUUUGGGGCAUUUAAAGAUAUUUGAAAAUCUGUCUGAAAAUUCUCCAUCAGGUCAUAGUAAUGUAAGUGUUUCGACAUUUGACAACUGGACUUCUCUUUGUGUUUUGUUUCUUGAAAAAUUCCUCUAAAGUAAAUGUGUGUCGAAUGAUCACUGGUGUCACCAUGUACACUGUUCAAAGAAAUAUUGUGUGUUUUUUGUAUAAAUAUUGAGGAAUGAGUAUACAUAAAUGUCCUCUCUUGGUGCUUCCUCACCUGGGUCACCAGUGCAGCAAUUUCAUUCCUAAUCAAGGUGUGGGUUAAUAUAUUUUAAAUCUGCUAUUUUCUGUUUUCUUUGUUUUAUUGCUAUA
Messenger RNA from Xiphophorus maculatus (southern platyfish), 1102 nucleotides. RefSeq names its product calcium homeostasis modulator protein 6-like. The record is from RefSeq and is a predicted model, not a curated record. NCBI's taxonomy places the organism in Eukaryota, Metazoa, Chordata, Actinopteri, Cyprinodontiformes, Poeciliidae. Gene Ontology annotation, molecular function: monoatomic cation channel activity. The coding region runs from base 51 to 668 and encodes 205 amino acids. The transcript is spliced from 2 exons.